Molecule: messenger RNA, 1815 nt
Organism: Cooperia oncophora
Lineage: Eukaryota; Metazoa; Nematoda; Chromadorea; Rhabditida; Trichostrongylidae
Source: the annotation of a GenBank genome assembly
AUGACGGCUUGGCUGGUGUUGUCCAGCCUACUGGUCGUUGUCACGACCUUCAACAUCGACACAAAGAAUGCCGUCGUCCACACAUCAACCGCCGGCUAUUUCGGUUACUCACUCGAUUUCUACAACGAAGAGAAAGGAAUGCCAGUGUUGGUGGUCGGUGCUCCUGAAUCCGAGACGACGAAUCCCAAUCUACGAGGGAUUCGGAGACCGGGAGCCGUUUACGUCUGCUCCGUGAACAAGGCCACUUGCCGGGAGGUGCACGUUGAUAAGAAAAGAGGUAACGAGCAUCGCUUGAAUGGCUCAACACUCGCUCCGAUCGAGGACAAGGCCUACCAGUUCUUUGGUGCUACCGUCAAGUCAAACAAUAAGCACGAUAAACUCUUGAUGUGCGCUCCCAAGUACAAGUACUUUUUCUCGAAAUUCGAAGUGAUCGAACCUGUUGGCUCGUGUUUCUUUGCCGAGAAUGGUUUUGCUGACGCUCAAGAGUUUUCUCCAUGCCGACAAGAACCCGCUCGCCAUGGUCGUCAUCGAUUCGGGUACGGUCAGUGUGGUUUCUCGGCAGCUCUCCCAGAUAGGUACACGAAAUCGGACGAGCGAACUUCAGCACGUUCCGGUUUCUUACAGGCAUUCAUCGGAGCUCCCGGAGUGUGGUACUGGCAAGGAGCAAUAUUCAGUCAGAACAUCAAAAACCUCACAGAUCGGCCGAACACCGAGUACGGUGGGAAGGAGUACGAUCAUGACAUGAUGGGCUAUGCAACUGCUAGCGGAGAUCUGGACGGCGACGGAGUUGACGACAUUGUGGCCGGUGUGCCCCGUGGCAACGAACUGGCAGGCAAAUUGGUGCUGUAUACCUCGAAGCUGAAGAUGCUGGUGAAUCUGACCGACCCGUCUUCUUCACAACAAGGGCAGUACUGUGGCAGUAGUCUAGCCGUAACCGACCUGAACAAGGAUGGGCGUGACGACAUCAUCAUGGGAUGUCCUUUCUACACUGAUUACGUCACCGUAAAAGAUGCUAAAACGCAAGAGCGAAAGCCACAGUACGACGUCGGCAAGGUCGUGAUAUUCUUCCAAACUGCUCCGGGGAAGUUUGAUCGCACGUCAGUGAUUUUGGGAGAAGACCAAUGGGGCCGAUUUGGAUUCUCUUUGGCAGCAGCUGGCGAUCUCAACCAAGACGGUUAUAACGGUACAGCUUGCGAAAAUAUUUCGUUGUUGGAGCGCCUUACGCUGGAAAGAAUCAAGCCGGAGCUGUCUACAUUAAUGCACGGUACGAAAGAUGGCGUUCGUCAGAAGUACACGCAGAAGAUCGAAGGUGGCGCAUUCGGGCCACGCAUGAAGUCAUUCGGAUUUGCUGUCGCUGGCGGUGUCGACAUUGACGGGAAUGGAAUGCCAGAUGUGGCGGUUGGUGCAUGGAAAAGUGGCAUAGCAGCUGUACUGACCACAAAGCCGGUGGUUACGGUUACUGGUCAAACAGACGCUGACAGCGUGACGAUCAACAUCGAGGAUAAGAACUGUGACGUUGAUGCCAAGAUCGGCAAGCAGGCAUGUCGUAACAUCAACACUUGUCUGCGAUAUGAAGGCAAGGGAGACACACCAAAUAACCUGGAAUUCGUGCUUCGCUACAACUUAGACGACCAUUCACCUGAACCACGAGCCUAUUUCCUUCAAAAAGACAUUAAAAGCGAUCGUGACAUAACAAUCGCUAAAGAGUCCAAGACUAGAGACCAUCCGAAUGUGAUCGAAAAGAGAGUUCGACUCGAGAAAAAUCGCCAGAAAUGCUUCAAGCAGCGAUUUUUCGCCUCGAACACUAUGAGGUAG